This is a messenger RNA of Myodes glareolus (Bank vole), 11564 nucleotides long. It is a transcript of the gene Pigf, whose product is annotated as phosphatidylinositol glycan anchor biosynthesis class F. The record is from RefSeq and is a predicted model, not a curated record. NCBI's taxonomy places the organism in Eukaryota, Metazoa, Chordata, Mammalia, Rodentia, Cricetidae. Gene Ontology annotation, cellular component: endoplasmic reticulum membrane. Gene Ontology annotation, biological process: GPI anchor biosynthetic process.
UGCGCCUGCGCGAGGGCCAUGGCAGCCCAUCGCGCCUGAGGAGGGUGGGAGGCGGUGGCGUCCCCUUCCUUGUGGCGGCGGGCGGGAGAGUUAGAUAGCGACCUAAGAAAACACCAUGAAAGAUACUGACAUCAAGAGACUUCUGUAUACCAAUCUUCUGUGCAUAUUUUCAAUUGUCCUAAGCAUUUUUAUUCCAUCCGUCUUCGUGGAUAACUUCUCCAUAUUGGAAACUCACUUGACCUGGUUGUGCACUUGUUCUGCUUUUGUGACUGGUGUCAAUCUCGUGCUAUAUUUAGUAGUGAAACCAAAUGUAUCUUCUAGAAGAAGUUCAUUAUCACAUAAGGUAACCAGGGUUUUGAAAUGCUGCAUCUACUUUCUUCUGUCUUGUUUUUUCCUUCAUAUCAUUUUUGUUCUAUAUGGAGCACCGCUAAUAGAGUUGGUGUUGGAAACAUUUUUAUUUGCAGUUAUUUUGUCUACUUUUACUACAGUACCUUGUUUGUGUUUGCUAGGACCAAACCUCAAAGCAUGGCUGAGAGUUUUCAGUAGAAAUGGAGUUACAUCCAUUUGGGAGAACAGUCUUCAGAUCACUACAAUUUCAAGUUUUAUAGGAGCAUGGCUUGGAGCAUUUCCUAUUCCACUGGACUGGGAAAGACCAUGGCAGGUCUGUGGGUGCAUGCUUGCUGGAGUGCACGAGCGGGAAUCAGAAUAGGUUGUCACUUUCCCCAGGUGGGUCUAGGAAUCAAACAGGUUGUCGGGUUUGGCAGCACCAGCAGGUACCUUUACCCACUGAGAUGUCCUGCCAGCCCCUACACAAUUUUCAAAACAAAGGCAAAUGGUUUGAGAGGAAGCUGGACAGUACACAGGAUACCACUGAGCCAUAUCCCCACCCCCUUGGUGCUUUGAGACAAGGUCUCAUUGCAUAGCUCAGGCUGACUUUGAACUUGUUCUGUCAUCCAGACUGUCCUGAAACUUAUGAUCCUUUUGCUCCGGCUUCAUGAUUACAGAUAUGAGUCACCGCACCAAGCAUCAUUAUCUUAAUUUUUAAAAUAUGGUUGUUUUAAGACAGAAUCUUAUGUAGUCCAUGCUGGCCUUGAAUUCCUGAUCCUCGCACCUUUCCUUCCCUAGUAUUGGGAUUACAAGCAUGUCACCAUGUUCUCAUACUCUCUGUUGCUGCAAUAAAACACUGAGCAAAGGCAACUUGGGGGAGGAAAAACUUAUUUGGCUCACACUUCCAGGUUACAGUCCCUCAUUGGCGGAGGUCAGGAGAGGAGCUCAAGACAAGAACUUGAAACAAAAACCGUGAAGGAACACUGCUUGCUCGUUCCCAGGUUCAUGCUUAGCUAGCUUAUGGGAUGGUGCCAUCCACAGCUGAUGGGUCCUCCUGCAUCAAUUAAUAAUCAAGAUAGCCCCAUAAACAUGCCUACAGGCCAGGAUAAGCUUAGAAAUCCCUCAGUUGAGCCUUUUCUUCUCAGAUGACUCCAGGCUUUGUCAAGUUGACAAUUCAAAUUAACCAGGACACACUAUAGUUUGUCAACUUGACACACAAACUCAUCACUGUGGCACCAUAACCUUUCCUCUUUUUUUGUCCCCAAGAUCUUGUUUCACCAAUUUUUAAUUGUUUUAUAAUAUGCUACUUUAUUAUAUAGUUAUUUUAUAAUGUAAUAAACUCACUAUUGAUCAUUUAGUUUAUUGCUUGUAUUUACUAUAAUAAACACUGUUGUGAUAAAUACUUCUGAAUCUAUAGCAUCAUGAAUUUUUACUGAGGUAAUUUCUCCUAAAAUGAACAAUGAUAUUAAAAAUAAAUGUACUUUUUUUCAACAUGAAGGGAAUAUUUUCUGGUCUCAAAGAAAAAAUAUAUUUGCCUUUUAAAUUUAAGCUGUAUUAAUAAUUUUUGUAGAAAGUUAAAAUUAGCUUUUUUUGUCCCCAUUCAGUGAGGGAAAACCACCAUUUGUAUUUUGAUGGUAGCUUUUGCAGCUCUCUCCAUACAUGCUAUUCAUAAUGUACAUGUUGUUUUUAAUCUGCUUUUUCCCUUUAAACUUUAUAUUAUGGUGUUACCACAUUAGUGAAGAAUUAUAUAACUGCAACAUCUCUAUUUUCUUAAAAUAAUAUGUCAGUUUUUUUUCCUUCUUUUUGGGUUUAUCAAAGCAGGGUUCUCUGUGUAGCCCUGGCUGUCCUAGAACUUGCUCUGUAGACCAGGCUGGCCUUGAACUCACAGAGAUCUGCCUCCUUAGUGCUAGGAUUAAAGGUGUGUGCCACCACUACAUGGCAAUACAUCCAUUUUUAAUGAAUGGGCAUUUAGGUUGUUUUCAGUUCACUGGUAGCAGCAUUAAUUUUAUUAUUGUCAUACUUAAGCAUAUACCUGCAUAUUUGCCGAGGUUGUAGGUAGCAAAUGGUUGGAGUUAAAUCUUUCACAUAUACAUCACUUAUAGGACCUGAAUUUUAUGUUGAACAUGACUGUCUAUUUUUAGAUCCAUUUUUGUGGUUUCACUUAGAUGUUCUCUCUCAAACAGUUGAGUGCUUCUUUCACAUUCAAUAAUUCUGGUGAGCUGCCCUCUGCAUGAUGACGGAUUGUUAUAUUGUAUAAGUCUCAGAAGGAGAAUGUGGCAGUACUGAUGUAUUGGGAGGUCUGGAGAAUGUGACCACAAGUACUGAUGUCCUACUUCUGAUCAUGUUGGUGACAGAGCUGACAUCUCAUUGCAGUCAGCCAUACUUAGUUUCAUUCAACUGAAGAUAGAUUGGAGGGCAAAUUAUUGAAGAAGGUACAUGUAUUAUUUCAAACAACCACAUUCAUGACUUUAGGCUAAUAUAAUUAAAUCUAAAUAUAGAAUAUCAAUAGAAACUAAAGCACAGUGGGACAUCAGCUUUAAUGAGUUGGUAAAAUGUCAGCGUGUGUAUAUACAUUACCUACAUUAGUGUCUACAAGUUUGAUCAUACCUGUUUAGAACUUUCCUGCAAGUCUACAGAACUAGAAGCCAGACUGUGGAAGGUGGAUGUGCUGAUUAGAGCAGGUGUCUGGGUUUGCUUAGGAGACACUGUUCACAGUCCCGUUGUCCAGUUUUAGAUUAGUCAGGCUUUUUUGCCACUAAUUUCACACCCCCUAUACUUACAAUGAAGAGUGAGCAAGAUUCAAAUUAAUAUCAAUUUUUUUAAUUAUUGUAGUUUUCCCUUAACCUAUGACAUUGGGAAGUGUACUUUUUGAGACAGGCUGUCACUGUAGCACAGGCUUCCCUGGGAUUCACGAUGUAGCCAAGGCUGACCUUGAACACCUGAUCCUCCUUCCCCACAUCCCAGGUGCUGACUGAAUUGGCCUUUUGAAUCUCUGUGAGUGUGCACUGUGCACUACUGCACACGGAGCAGUCCAGUGGUGGCGCCUCAUUGUCACUGUGUACACCUAGCUAGCUGCCUCUCUGGCUCCCGUCUCCUGGGAUGACAGCAGCUUGGGCUACUACUGAGCUAUCUUCUGAAUUAUGGACUUUAAACAAAGAUUUUCUAGUUAGCUGAUUUGAAUACAAGUUGUUAGUCAUUAUUGAGAACAUUUCACUCAGCUGGGAUACAUUGGCUGUUUUGUUCGUUUUCGAGUACUACAAGUGAAACCCUGGCUUAUUCAUUGUCAUCCUUCUAAAGUGGGACAUGUAUGCAUAAGGAAGAACAGAAUCGACAUCUCAGGCCUUUUACUCACUUCUUCAUGCCCCUUUUAGGGUUUUCUAAUAAACUGGAGAAGUGAUGAGCUUUUGGUUUUUUUCUUUCACUUUCAUUUCAGCAAACAAAGUUUUUGUGGUGCUAUUGUUAUUUUUUUAAUAAAUCAAACUCUACAGAACAAGACCGCACCAUGGCUCAUAAUGUUGACAGAAUCUGCCAGAAAAGCAGUAAACGAGAUAAGGGGAUAGGGCGUUUCCUAAUGUGGGGAUUGUGCUAGAGCGAAGGAAACUUCAGGAGAAGGUAUACUGUGUAAACUUCCUGUGAAAUACAGCAUGCUAUGAAAAGGGAAUUUCAGUUCUUUGUUCCUUGUAGCUCAGUACACACUUGAUUCGUUUAAGUUAUGUCAGAGCAAGCAUCUCUGGGUUGUGUUUUAUUUAUAUUUUGGAGAAACAGGAGUGUCUGGUUUCUUUAAAAACACACAGAGCCAACAAAAAAACCUGUCACAUUUUAAUGCUGUUUUCUCUACUCUGAAUUCAAAUUUGCUUUCAUAUAAUGUUCCUGUGGCCAGGCAUUAAUGGUGUUCUGAAAUGAGAAAUCUCAGGCAUAUUUGUAGUUUUCAAGUAGAUUCUUCAGUAAGGGACAGGGAAUUGGUGCCAAUGAAACUUACUUUCAACCAUGUGAGCUUUCAAUAUUUUAGUAGCGACAGGUGAUGAAGCUACUGGACAUCUCCAUAGUUGAAGGAAGGGAAUCCUCCCUCCAUGUGUAGAAGGCAGCAAAAGAAGGUGGCUACAGAAAGCAGGGUAGGAGGUACCUACCACACUGUUGUGACCUAUGAAAGACGUGGUUUGCUGACAAAUCUUUCAGCAUACACAAAUGCCAGCUUCAUUGUGUAUACCGAGCUUUUACCGCCUGCUUUUGGUCCUGUUCUUUCUGCUAGUAGUUUAAGUGAGUUACUUCCCUUUUGUUUCUUUGGUAUUUUCUUAACCCAAUUUAUUGAGUUUCUUGAAUUUCAUAUCGUGUUCAAUUCUGUGUGACAUUUCAGACACAAACAGAACAUGAGUCAUUUGUAGGUCUCUAUGUUCCAGGCAUGGGUUUUGGUGCUAUGCCAAAGGUAAUGUAAUCAUGGCAGCUGUAAUGCAAGGUGGUCUCAUUCCUGUUCUUAACCCACACAAAGGCAACAUGUGGAAGGAAAGAGUACACUCCAUGUUCACCAUUAUUUGACUGGCAAAGGAACGAUUUAGGAUCCGAACAAAAGCUCCACCUACACCAUGAUUUUCUUCACUGCCGGAGACUGAAAACAGUGUUUGUUUCUUUCAGGCCAUAGCUUUGUUCUCUUUAGAGUAUUAAAUUGCUUUCUUUUCCCAUAUUGUUUUUUCUAAGUGUCGUCAUCACCCUGGUGAUGUCUGUAUUUUUAGACCAAAAUUUAAUACAUUUGUAGGAGCAUAUUUAAAGCUAAUUUUCAGUGCUGUUGUAUCUGUAAAACUCAUGCUUUUUCAAGUGUGUGCACACAUAUGUAGCAUGUAGCUAUAGGAAAGUGACAGGUGUCAUGUUCCACUUACUUCUUCUAAAGACUUAUUUGUGUGUAUCUGUGCACAUGUGUGUGCCCAUGGAGUCCAGAAGGGACACUGGAAACCUCACCUGGAAUUACUGGUGUUUGUGAGCCUCCAGAUGUGGGUGCCAUCAGAGUAAAUAGGAUAAACUGAUGAAUUGCAGAGGAAGGGCUGUUAGAUCUCUGCAACCAGUUCUUUGUCUCUCACAAGCUACUUUUUAGUGGGUUUAUUGUCCUGAACAAAUUUUCAUUUGCAUGACUGUUAGAAUCCAUCUGACGAAGCCUGGUAAUGUAUUGCCUUCAAAUGAUGAUUUGCAUUUCCUUUGAAUUUGGUCCUGAGUGUGUUGCCUUGGAUACUCCUAAAGCAAAUGCUGCCCUCUGGUGUAUGGAGCUGCUCAUCUGGGUCUAGUUUGCUAACUGCAAAUGGACACUGACCUGCAUUUACUCUGACCUUUCUCCUACUACACAGAACACAUAGUUAGGAAAUUACUUGUGGAGCGGUGAAUUCCUGGUCAGGACUCCUCGAAAGUAACAGUAAACACUCCUGAACACACAUACGCAUGCGUUAGCCUGGCCAGUGCCGUCUCUAAUGAAAGUUCUGCCUUGGUCCUGUCAGCACAGCUUAUAAUGGGCACAUCUUUAACCCAGAAUUAUUUUCCGUUAAGUAUUACUUUUCCCAGUCUUGAAAUGUGUAACUAUAUAUUAACAUUUUACUUGAAUACAGUAUAAUCCCUUCAGUAAGGGAAAUACCAAUUUAGCCUAAAAUCAUGUAAGUCCUCAUUCAAUCAAACCAGUGAUCUUCGUUUUAUCCUUUACUUUGGCAUUUUGCAGUAACCAAUUCAGUUAUAAUCCUAUGACUUCUAGUUUCAAAUUACGCAAGAAUUUGUGACAUUUGUGAAUUUUAGAAAAUGUAUAUUUCAAGAAUAUGGUUUUUUACAUUGAUAUUUAUUAUUGCUGUGUAUGUAUGAGACCUGCAGGUAUAUACUGGACACAGAAACUAAGCACAAAGUGGCUAGAUGACUUGCCAAGGACCACGUUUAGUAAAUCUUAAGUCAAGAUUCAAAUCCUGUCUGUCUAAUACCAAAAUCAGUGUUCUUAAUCACUGUUCUAUGCCAGCUGGAACGCAGUCGAGAAAUAUCACACUGUACAGAUGUGUUGGAGCAGUUCCUUUCCUAAGACAUAAAUGCUUCUUGCAAAAGCAAAGUGGACACACACUUUUGGAUUAUUGCAUUUUUAUAUUGUUGUCUUUUGUUAGAUUACUUAUUUUACAUAUUUUGUGUCCAUGUAUAUGCUGUGUGUUCACAGAGGACAAAAGUGGCUGUUGAAUCCCAGGACUGAUGUUGCAGAUGGUUGUGAGCCUCCAUGUGGUGCUGGAAACCAUACUCGGUCCUCUGGAAGAGCAGCCAGUGCUCUUAACUGCUGAGCCAUCUGCCCCAUCCUACAUUGUUCCUUUCAAACUGUUUUUAUUUGACAUAAAAAACACACAUAUUCAGUUUAUUUGUAUAUUUUGAAAGUGCUUUUUGGCUUAUGAAGAUGAAAUUAUUUUAUUUCUGGAAAAAACUACAGGUUUCAGUUACCCAAAUUCUAUAUUAGAUAAUAUAAACUUUUUAUUAAUUUUUAUUACUUUGAGAAAACAGACCUUUUUUUUUGUUCUUAUUCAAGUGAUAAAGGAAAAAAAACCCACAAUAACAUAAUUUAUAGGAAGAAACAUAAUGAUGCCCAGAAAGCAAGGCAUUUUUAUUUAGGGGGGGGUGUUUGAGUUGGCUUUUUGUUUCCCUUUUUUUUCCUUGGUGUCUUGUUUUUUUGAGUAUGCUGUAGCCCAGGCUGGCCUCAAGCUUGUGGUGACCCAGCCUCCCAAGCACAAGGUCACAGGCUUGCACCAGCACCACCAGCACCGUGAUUGUGUGAGAUAGAGUCUUGCUUUGCAGCUGUGCUGGUUGGUUUUCUGUCGGCUUGACCCAGGCGAGAGCCGUCUGUGAGGAGAGCCGUCUAUGAGGAGAGCCAUCUGUGAGGGGAGCCGUCUGUGAGGGGAGCCGUCUGUGAGGGGAGCCGUCUGUGAGGGGAGCCGUCUGUGAGGGGAGCCGUCUGUGAGGGGAGCACCUCAGGGAAAAAAUGCUUUCAUGAGAUGGGGCUUCAGCAAGUCUACAGGGCAUUUUCUUACCUAGUGCUGUGGGAGGUCCAACCCAUUGUGUGUGGUGCCACUCCUGGGCUGGUGGUCCUCUGUGUCAGUCCCUGCCCUGUUUGAGUUCCUGCCCUGACUUCCUUAGAUGAUGAAUAGAGAGAUGUGGAAGUGUAAGCCAAAUAAACCCAUUCUUUCUUUCCCAAGUUCCUUUUGGAUAUGGCGAUUCAUUACAGCAUGGCCACCCUAAGACAGCAUCCUAGGUUGCUUCAAAUGAACCAUCCUCUUCCUCAGCCUCCCGAGUGCUGGGACGAAAGGCAGGUGCACUGUGUAUAGCUAGGAUGCUGACUUUCUACCUGAUGAAGCUGCUCAUCUCUAAAAUAGUUUUCUUUUGAUAACCUUACAAAUUUUAUCUACUUGCAUUGCAUUAUGUUGUUAUAUAACAUGAGAUGUUUCUUCCAUUUAGUGAUUUUUAAAAAAUAUUUGAAGUUAAAAGAAAUUAAAUAAAAUGAUCAUCAAUCACUUUGGUGGCAAACCCUAUGAUUGGCUUUCUUAAUAUGAAUGUCUUUGUUCUCAAUUUCCUAUUUUCCUUACAUAAAACCAAAUAAUUAUAUAGUGAUCUCAGAUCAUCAUAAUUUGGAGAAGUACUUGUAUCUCUGCAGCUGAAGCAGCACAUAGGUUCUAUAGAUUUUUAGAAAUACUAAUGUGUCUGUCAUAAAGAAUGUUAAAACAACUCUUUCUGUGAAACAGGAAAAUAGUUUUAAAUGGAAAACUUAAGAUCUCAUUAUUAAAAUAUAAUUAAGCUGGGCUGAGUUGACAAGUCGGGAUGAAUUCUGUGCUGUGGUGUGGUUUAAACAUUGUAAAGCAAUUGUAAGAAAGCCAGCAAGAAGCCACUUAGAAUUUUUAUUAAGGACUUGUGUGUCACAGGAGAGCCAUGCCAGUCUUCUUAAAGGCACAAAGCCUGUACCAUCACUAGAAAACCGUCUGGAAAGUUGGGACCUUUUCUUUUGCUGAUGGUAUGGAUGUCUUGAGUUUUACCUAACAGUGACUUACUGAAUGUUCCAAGCUUUAACCCCUUAGAGGAGAAAAACAUUUAACCCAACAUUUAUUUCAUUUUUUUUUCACAUUCUUUGGGGAAGUGAAGUAUGGCAGCUGUCUAAAGUAUGCGGCUGUGUAUGUCUGUGUUUGAGAACAGUGAACCACACUGAAGUCACAGAGUAAUAAAAGCAGAAUUUGGUGCCCCAAAUUGGAAUUUGGUUGGGAGCCACAGGGAUUGCUACUCUCCUCACACUCUGACUGACAGAGAGGUUUUUAGGGGGCGCAGAUGCUCGCACAUUGCCAGGGGUGAGCAGUCUCAAAGCAGAGGAAAGGGAUUAAAUAAAAACUACUAAGGUAAGAAGUUGAGUGCUUUACAUAAAUAGUAAACUGUGCAUUUCAUUUUAUUUAUGACCCCAUAUGUUAGGAAGGGACACUGUUGAAGUAACAAUCACUUAAAAAGCAACAACCAACAAACCAGUAUUUAAUUUGGUAUUUAAAACCAAUAAUUAAAAAAUCAAAUGGAAGCAAUGUCUAAAGUAACUAAGAUAAUUCAUAACAAAUAGCAGGAACCCAAGCUCUUACUUAUUGGAAAUAUAAUUCAUUGCAAGUAAGCUACAAUGUAAGGAUGGAAUAAGGGCACACAUUAGCAAAGUUCUAUUAGAUUUCAAGAUUCCCCUAACAAUUUUAAAGGACUUUAGAACAAAUUUUCUGUGCAAACACUGAUGAAUUAUAAUUUCUUCUAAGUUCAUUCAUACAUGACCUAUUUGAAGCAGUGCAUUCACUAGCACAAUUCAUGUUAAUAAAAUAGUUUUGAAAAGUAUUUUCUUUCUUAGGUAUUUCACUAGUUUGAAAGGGAUUUUCCAGAGUCUAAGUUUCUGUUGCAGCCUAAGCCUUUAAUGAAGAUAUGCUUCUGAAAAAUAAGGCAUAUUCUCUAUAAUCUGCCCAUGAAUAGAAAACAAAUCUUUGGUUUUUUUGGUUAAAGUGGCAGAGAAGAUUUUGCAAAAAGAAAUACUAAAUAACCAACACAAAGAGCUCUUAACAAGCAAUGGGAAACUCCAAACCCCAUCAAGGUAAAUAGAGUACCUAAGGCACCUCAGGUUCAGAUGAUACAAUCGUCUGCUUAGAGUUCGAGUAUCUACAUACAUGGUUCUUACAUCUGGAGAAAGGGAAGCUGAAAAAGUGAUGCCCAACUAUGGCUGCUGUGAAUCAGAAGAGAGUGAAAGAGCUCAUGAGUGGGGGGACACUGGAGAGCGUUCCCACGGUCACAGCAUGAGGAGACCGAGGUGACACCAGUGCACCUUUCCCGAUUCUUAAUCCAUUUCUCCUGGAGCAGGAAAGUUCUUGACUUUAACAUAACUGCCUAAUACAGUAAGUGUCAAGGGUUUCACAGAUGUAGAUUUGAAGAAAAAAAGAGAAAAACCAAGACCCAAACCCAUCAAAUCUCCAAAGGCAACUUGGAAAUGAAUAACACUUUACUGUCGGGAUUCCUUCAUAUCAUGGGUUUGACAACUUAGCUAGCAUGUUAACUCAUUAUACAGUUUCUUUCAAUUCUAUCUAAAAACAGACCAAAACAAAAUGGGAAAAGUACAGAAAUCCCAUUUGAGCAUACAUAAGGCCAUGAUGCUUAAUGUGAACCACAACUGCUUGGAGAAAAAGACAUCCCACGUCCACUUCCAAGAGAAAGCUCUUGUCCAGUAGACUGUCCACUACCAAGUGGGGGCGUGUGGUGCUUAGACUUCAAAAACUCCUACAAAGUCACAUGCAAAACAGUACAUCUAGAUUUGUGACUGGUGUGAACAUUUAAGGCUGUCAUUUUCAAGUAUCAAUGUUUAGUGUUCCAUUACCCAAUCUGUGCAGUAGACAAAGCUGUGAGCACAAGUCCUGGAAGAUAACAGAAGCUCGCUAAAGACAAAGACGUCGUAGUUUAAUCAACAGCAAAUUUAAAUCUAAGAAAGGCCGGCAACACGAUAAUGGAUUAGAUUUGCUUCCCUAAACUGCAUGAGGUGGUUCUCACGGAAGCUUCAUCUAACACUACUGUCUGUUGCAUGGCGUUUAGAAUAAGGCAGAUCCAUAGCAGACCGAGGAAGAAAACCAAAUGGUACCAGCCAGUUAUUAAGGUGGUUCGUCUCCAGUACACUGUGAUGGCCUAUUCCCCGAGAAGGGUUAGAAGUGGCUCCAGUACACCAAAUAAGCUUUACAAGAGACAUGGAAGUUUGCUUCCCAUAUUUUUUUACACAGGGCUUUUUAUGUAGGGACCCGCAUACCCUGUCUGCGGCAUUAAAGAAAUCACCAUUAUUUAGUUCUGGUUUAAUAAAGUAUGGCAUGGCUGGAGAAACCAUCUUGGGAAGCCUGUAGUAUUGUUUGCCUUGUACUCUAUCAGUGUGUAUAAGCUGUGGGCUGUACCCUCUGUGGCUACGGUAUCUGUAGCUCAUGGAAGCAAAACACCCACACAUUCCACGGAACAUGCUUAGAUUCUAGGUCUUCCCUCUGACACAACUGAAGGUUUCUAAGGUUUGUCAGCCUACUCUCUUAUUGUUUCCUUUGAUGUACACAGCCAAAGUGGGAAUUAGAAAAAUGACCAACUAACUCAGAAAGCUAAACUGAGUUGAGGAUUAUGGCAAACUAUGACCCAAUUUUUAAAUUUGUACCUUAGCAUGUAUUUCAUGCAAUUUGGGGAACAUCAAACUAAAUCUACAGUUGCCAGAAGCCUUGUUACCUUUUGAUGCACAUUAAUUAAAAUGUGUACAUUUUAGUGUUCAUGGUAAAUGCAAUUAUGACCUAUUAAACUUUUGGCAUUCUUUAAGAAAGCACAUUAAGCUUCGCUAUAGAAAUGUUUAUGUUACACUUAAUUUGUGCUCAAGUAAUAAUAAAACAUCAGUUGGUUUUGAUUUCAUAAUUCUUUCCUCAGGUGUGGCCCAUCUCCUGUACACUCGGAGCAACCUUUGGCUACGUGGCUGGCCUGGUGAGCUCACCACUCUGGAUAUACUGGAAUAGAAAGCAACUCGCAUACAAGAGCAGUUAAGAGGAGGAAGGGGAGAAGCUGUUUCUUGGUGCAGAUUCCAUAAGGGCUGUGCAGAGGUGGAUGGUCAAAGCCAAGCGGUUCCAUUUACAGCACUGUUGUUUUGUCAAUGUUGUCUCAACGUGAUGUGAUUGUAGCUUUUAACUAUGAAACCCCUGAGAGAUUGUACCUUCUAGUUGAAAUAAAGUAUUUAUAGUAGA